Morone saxatilis (striped sea-bass) is the source of this 678-nucleotide messenger RNA. Its product is annotated as glypican-5-like. Gene Ontology annotation, cellular component: extracellular region; cell surface; plasma membrane. Gene Ontology annotation, biological process: cell migration; regulation of protein localization to membrane; positive regulation of canonical Wnt signaling pathway. Bases 112 to 678 code for a protein of 188 amino acids. The transcript has 3 exons. Lineage: Eukaryota; Metazoa; Chordata; Actinopteri; Moronidae. The record is from RefSeq and is a predicted model, not a curated record.
CUUACUGGCUGCAGAUGAAGUUUUCAGUCACACUGCACCGUGGGACUUUUUUUUUUUUAGGAAUUCAUAUUAAGCACUCAGACUCUCUUAUCUCCUGACUGAGAUGUUGCGAUGUUCCGUGCAGCCUUACAAAGCGUGGACUUGUUUUGGCUGAUUUUGUUUUAUUUUGUUUUCCUACCGGAGACCGGCUGUAGAUCAGCCGAUGUGGACAGCUGUCAUGAGGUGAAGACAGCCUACAUGAUGCGCCAAAUAGGCCCGGUGGAGCUGGUGCCAGACAGGCCGGGAACAGAUGAGUCUCUGCGAGUGUGUGUCCACCCUGGGCCCAGCUGCUGCACCAGUAAGAUGGAGGACAGCUACAUGGCGGCAGUUCGCAGUGAGACGCAGCAGAAGAUGCGAUCCUACAGCUUUGAACUUAAGUACCUGAUCGCUGGACACACCAAGGCCUACCAAGCCAAAAAAUCAGUGGACGACAGUGGCAGCUGCGGAAUGGACGGCGGCAGGAAAAAUGUCAGGCCCCUUCGGCCACGCCCAUCCUCGAGCCUCCUGGUCAGAGGCAGCUUGUCCGUGCGCUCAGCGGUGGGCCGCGGCAGCACUGAGCCCGGAGCCUUCGGGCGGGGGCUUUGCAGACUGGGCGGCAGAGGCUUUGUUGGAGCGCGGAAAGAGGAGGGGCGACGUUAA